GAUGCUGAAUACUAAGAGCGUUAUAUUUUUCGUUUUAUGUUUUCUUAUAUCGAAUGCAAGCGAAAUACAGACAGAUUUAAAGACAUUUUUAGGAGAACUUGAAAUAUAUGUAAAUAAAAGAAAUGAUAUCGUUUUUCUCUUAGACGAAUCUGGCAGCGUUGGCUCAGAAGUCUUUAAAAAAGAACUGUUGUCAACUGAAUUAUUUGCAAGGAUACUUACAAUUUCUCCUUCAGGAAAUAUCCCCGCAAUUGUUACGUUUUCGAGUGGUUAUGUAGUUCAUUUAAAUUCUAUUUCGGAAUUUAGAGACGUCGACAUGUGUUCAUUUUUGCCAAUUAUAAAGAACGUUCCGUACGCGGGUGGAGCCACAAACACUGCAAAAGGCUUAUCGGUAUCGGGAGAAAUACUACAAAACUCAAAAAGGAGUGAUAUUAAAAAUAAAAUUAUAUUUGUGAUAUCUGACGGUCAAAGCAACGAAGGAGGCGAUCCAGCUAUAGUCGCAAACGAACUUAAAAGUAAAGGUAUUAUAAUCUUCGGAAUUGGCGUUGCAGAAGUUAACUAUAAAGAAUUGCUUAACCUUGCUACUGCACCACAAAAUAUUUAUAUUCUAAAUGAUUUUAAAGAAAUUCACCAGUUGAAUGAGAAAAUAAAAGAUGACAUUAUUGAAAAAUCUUGGGAUGCUGUGAAUUCCUCUCACUGUAAUUCUCAAUGUGACAAAAAUGCUGGUUGUUUUUGCGGAUCGACUGGAGGAAAGUUUCAAUGUGCUUGUCUUCCUGGAUAUAGAGGAACUGAAACCGAUAAUGAAUGCAAACCAUGUCCUAAAGGUUCUUACUCCGAUAAGCCAAGUAAAAGAGAUUGUAUUGCAUGUCCUAUUAAUUCAACAACAAGUAAAGAAGGGAGCAAAAGUAUCAAAGACUGUUUCUGUCUUCUUGGACAUGAAGGAAAUCCAGAAAAUGAAUCUGCUUGUAAACUUCCUGAAGGUGGAUCUUUAAUACCUCCAAAUAAAUGUGGAAAUACAUUUAACAGUUCGUGUACAUUUAAAUGUAAAGAAGGAUAUUGUCCAUAUUCAUGUGAAAGAAAUAUUAGUUUAGAAAAUAAUGAACGUCCUUGGGAUAUUGAACCAGAAGAACCUAGAAAAUGUUUGGAAACAAAGAAUUGGUCUGGAGUAGAAUUUUAUUGUGAAAAAAUUAAAUGUUCAGCUUUAAAUUUUCCAAAAGAUGGUAGUCAUAAUUGUUCUCAAUCAGAUUUUGGAUUUGGAACGGUCUGUCAAAUGAAAUGUGACGAAGGCUAUGUAUUGCAUGGUUCUGUUAAUAGGCAAUGUCAAAGUAAUGGUAAAUGGGAUGGAAAAGAUACAACAUGCAAAGCUGUUCAGUGUCCUGUUUUGAAGAUCAAUAAGCUUCUUCGAGUAAAGCCAAAGUCAUGUUUUAAGGAUAAAAGUGAACUUAAUACUGUCUGUCGAUACUUUUGUAAAGAAGGAUACAAGUUGGUUACUUUAAAAGACUUUUCAGAAAAUCAAGAUAUUGGAAUCAGAAAAUGCUUAACCAAUGGAACUUGGUCUAGAUCAUAUGAAAAAAUUACUUGUAAAGAUACUAUGCCUCCUUCUUUGAAGUGCCCUGAUGAUAUUAUGAAAUUUACUGAUAAACAUAAACCUACUGGAAAGGUUACUUGGAAUCCUCCAAUUGUUACUGACAAUGUUAAAGUUGCAAGUGUAAAAAUUGUUAAUCCUCCAAAAUUAAAAAAAGAGUCUUAUUCUUUUAAUAUUGGUGAUAAUAUAGUUACAUAUGUGGCUUCUGAUGUAUCUGGAUUAAAUGCAACUUGUUCUUUUCAUGUUAUCAUUAAAGAUAUUGAACCUCCAAGGGUUAAAAACUGUCCAAAGGAUAUAGUCAUUUUUCAUGGUAAAAGCAGUCCCAUUUCUGUUAACUGGACAGAACCUGAAUUUGAAGACAAUUCAGGAAAGAUUAAAACAGAUUCAAAAUAUCAAAAUCGAAAGAGUGGUGAUGAAUUUCGAUGGGGUCUACCAGCUCCUGUUUAUUAUAAUGUUUCAGAUCCUUCUGAAAAUAGUGCUGAAUGUCGUUUUAAUGUAAUUGUAAAACCAUAUGCUUGUAAAUAUGAACCACCACCACUUAAUGGUGCUUUGGUAUGUGAUAAAUGGCUUGGAGGUGGUCAAUUCUGUAAAGUAUAUUGUGAAGAUGGAUAUGAUUUUAUUAGAACGCCUGAAAAAGAAUAUUUUUGCCAGCAGUUAGGUACUCAUGCCAAGUGGGGCAGAUUAUUACCAAAUCAAAAAAAUAAAAAUCAGCCAUUUGUAUUUCCAUGGCCAGAUUGCGGAAAAAUAAAGAGACGUCGCUCAACUACAAAUUCUAUAAAAAUGCCAUAUUAUUCUGGUACAUGUCCAGAUUCAAAUAUUCAAGUGGAAAUCCAAAAAAAGUUUAUUGAUUCAUUUAAAAAAUAUGCAUUUAUUAAGGGACUCUGUCCACCUGAGAGUUGUACUUACGAAAAUGCUAAUGUCACAUGUGGAAGCCAUUCAUUUAAUAGGAAUAAGAGAGAAAUUACUAAAUUAAAAGAAGAAAAUUUCGAAAUUUUAAAUGAAAUUAAUGAUCAGUAUGAAAAUAAUAAUCAAGAAGAUAAUAUACUUCAGUUCAAUAUAGAAUGGACAGUAGCAAUAGCUGAUGAGUGCAAGAAUAGUGAAGAGGAAAAAUGUGAAGAAACAUCUGAUGAACUUACAGAUGAAGAAAUUAAAACAAAUUUGCAAGAUUUUCAAGUAACAAAUCUCGGAAUGUUAUCUAAUUAUAUUCCAUACAUAUCUCCAGUUGAAAAUGCCACUGAAUUUAUAAGUAUUCCAAAUUGUGAAAUUGGACAAAUUAUCCGAAAUAUGAGUUGUGUAAGUUGUCCGCAAGGAACAUUCUAUGACCAAACAUCAAAAGAAUGUCUGUCUUGUCCUGUGGGGACUUUUCAAGAUAAAGAAGCCAAAAUAUCCUGUAAGCAAUGUCCAAAUGGAACAUCAACAGUAAAUAAAAAUGCAAAAUCUAUAGAAGAAUGUAAAGGAUUUUGUUCUCUGGGAACAUAUUCAGAAACAGGACUAGAAACAUGUAAAGCUUGUCCAAUUGGCACUUUCCAGAAUUUACCUGGACAGAAAACUUGUAAAAACUGUACUACUGGUUUAACAACAUGGACAGUUGGAGCAACAUUAUUAUCAGACUGUACUAGAACAUGCCCACCAGGAACAUAUUCUGAUGUUGGAUUUCUUCCUUGUGAUCCUUGUCCACUUGGAACUUAUCAAAAUAAAUCUCAACAAAAAGAAUGCAUUCCAUGUCCUCCUGGUCUUACAACUAAAGUUGAAGGUGCUCAUAUUUUACAGUAUUGUACAGUUGUUAAUAUUUGUGAAGAUAUCAAACCAUGCAAUAAUUUGGGAACAUGUAUAAAUAUAGAAAAUGACUAUAUAUGUCAUUGUCCAACUGGAUUUCAAGGAAAGCAAUGUGAAAUAAAUAUUGAUGAUUGUUCUAAAGAACUUUGUUUGAAUAAUGGUACAUGUAUUGAUGGAAUUAAUCAAUAUUCUUGUUUGUGUGUACCUGGAUAUACUGGAUUAAAUUGUGAAAUAAAUAUAGAUGAUUGUAGUAUAGAUAAUUGCUUAAAUGGAGGUACAUGUAUUGAUGGAAUUAACAGUUUUGUAUGUAAGUGUCCAAGAGGAUUUACUGGAAAAAUAUGUGAUAUUAAUUAUUAUGACUGUGCAUCUAAUCCUUGCCAAAAUGGAGGAACAUGUUUUGAUCAAGCUGAUGGUUUUAGGUGUUGCUGUCCUAAAGAAUAUAAUGGAAAAUAUUGUGAAUAUAAAAUAAAUCAUUGUGAUUCAGUGCAAUGUCUUAAUGGUGGAAAUUGUAUUGAAAAAGUAAAUGAAUUUGAAUGCAACUGUACAAGUGGUUUUAGUGGAAAAUAUUGCGAAAUCAAUGAUGAUGAUUGUAAUGAUCAGCCUUGUUUAAAUGGGGGAAUAUGUAUUGAUGAAAUUUUAAAUUAUACUUGUAUGUGUCCAGCUAUGUUUCAAGGGCAGAAUUGUGAAAAUAAAAAGGAUAUAUCAACUAAUUUUGGAUUGCAGUUUACAUCAGAAAUAACAACUAACUAUGUAAAAAUAUAUAAUCAAAAGCCAUUGUAUGCAAUUACUGUUUCAUUCUGGAUGAGAUCUUUAUUUAGCCAAGAGAACAACAGGGGCACACCUAUCUCCUACAGCUACAAAGAUUUGAAUACAAAGAUGGAAGUUGAAAAUGCUCUCACCUUGAUUGAUGUCCAUAAAUUUCUGUUUUAUUUACAUGGAGAAAAAUUUUAUACAGAUAUUGAUGCAACUAAGGAUAAAGAUUGGCAUCAUUGUGCUAUUACAUGGGAUAGUCAAACAGGUGAUUGGUUUCUUUAUUGGGAUGAUAUGAUUAAAUUAAAAGGAUCAGGAAUGGCCAUUGGUAGGCCAUUUUGGAGUGGAUAUUUUGUACUUGGACAAGAACAAGAUAGUAUUGGUGGAGCAUUUAGUGCUGUAGAAUCAUUUUUGGGAGAGAUAACUCAAGUAAGUAUAAUUAUUAUUAAAACUAUUGUUAUUAAAAAAAGAUAUUCUUCAUCCAAUCAGAAGCAAACAUUUUAUCAUUCACGUUCUUUCAUGAUAGGAGACACAAUUUUUGCUCGUGACUUUUGUUCUAAAGAAUAUUGGGUUGCUGGUAAAGUUAUUCAGAAACUUUCACCUGUUACCUAUAACAUUGAGCUCCCUAAUGGUUCCAUAUGGAAACGUCAUAUUGAUCAACUGAGAUCUCGAUCAUCCUCAUCCCUCGAAUCUCAAGGUGCUUCAUUCGUUCCUCUUCAGCUGUGGUGGGAAGAAGAAAAUAAUCCUAUAGUUGAAAAUAUUCCCCAGAAAGACAACAUGAAAAAUUCAUCAUCAGAUACUGUCUUAACUUCAGACUCCUCUAGUACUCAAGAGUCAAGUCGUAGACAUCGUAAAACUCCUAGAUACUUACAAGACUAUGUUUGUAACUUCUCCUUAGGAGGGGAUGAUGCUAUGUAUCGCAGUGCCAUCUAUGGCAGUUCAAAUCGUUCUUUCAUGAUAGGAGACACAAUUUUUGCUCGUGACUUUUGUUCUAAAGAAUAUUGGGUUGCUGGUAAAGUUAUUCAGAAACUUUCACCUGUUACCUAUAACAUUGAGCUCCCUAAUGGUUCCAUAUGGAAACGUCAUAUUGAUCAACUGAGAUCUCGAUCAUCCUCAUCCCUCGAAUCUCAAGGUGCUUCAUUCGUUCCUCUUCAGCUGUGGUGGGAAGAAGAAAAUAAUCCUAUAGUUGAAAAUAUUCCCCAGAAAGACAACAUGAAAAAUUCAUCAUCAGAUACUGUCUUAACUUCAGACUCCUCUAGUACUCAAGAGUCAAGUCGUAGACAUCGUAAAACUCCUAGAUACUUACAAGACUAUGUUUGUAACUUCUCCUUAGGAGGGGAUGAUGCUAUGUAUCGCAGUGCCAUCUAUGGCAGUUCAAAUAAUUUUUUUUAUGAUUUAGGAUUAAUAUCAUACUGUUUUAAUAUAAAAAUUUUUCUUAUGAAAAUAAACUUUUUUCCAGAAAAUGGUGUUUGUAGUGAUUAUCAUUGUUAUUGCUAUAAAAAUGCAACAAUGGAAAAUUCAAAUUGUUGGAAAUCGGUGCUAACUUGUGAGCCAAAUCCAUGUGCUAAUAAUCAGCAAUGUAUAUUGAAAAAUGGUGUUUUUCAAUGUCAUUGUUCUGCUGGAUUAGAAGGAAAUCUUUGUCAAUAUGACAUUGAUGAGUGUGUAAAUAACAAUGGAAAUUGCAGUCAUUUUUGCACAAAUAUUAUAGGAUCAUUUAUAUGCUCUUGUCCAAAUGGAAUGAAACUAGCUGAAGACCAAGUUACAUGCAUAGAUACCAGUUACUGUACAAAUAAUAAACAUAUAUAUUUAGAUGGAGAAGUUUGGUCAGUAGGCUGUGAAAACUGUAAAUGUGAUAAAGGUGAUAUAACAUGCAUGAAAAGACCAUGUUCAGAAGUAACAUGUUUGGAAAAUGAAACAAAGAUGCUAAUCCCAGGAGAAUGCUGUGAUGAAUGUGUAGAAGAAUCAUCAUGUAAAAUACAGAAUUACCAAUUUAUGACAUUUGAUAAUUUUAUUUAUAAUUUUUCUGGAAGUUGCCGUUAUACUAUUGUGGAUGAUUGUGUUGAUGGAGAAUUUAGUAUCAGAUAUGAAGAUUUAAGUUUUGAAAACAAAGAGAAAAUUAUAUAUGCUUAUGUACAUUGUACAGAAGUUCAGAUUUUCCCAUCUGGAAAAAUUCUUAUCAAUGGAGAAUCUAUUGAAUUACCAUAUUUUGAUACAUUUUUAGACAUAAUUCUGAACAAUGAAAACCAUGUAAUAAUAACUACUACACAUGGAAUCAGAUUAUUAUGGAAAUCAUCCCAAACUAUUGAAAUUCAGGUUCCUCAGAAAUACAGAAAAAAAGUUUGUGGACUUUGUGGAAACUUUAAUGGUAUUAAAGAUGAUGACUUCUUUACAAGACAUCAUUUACCAGCAAGAACAAUUAUGGAAUUUGGUCUUAGUUGGAAAGUCGAAGGGCAUAAAUACUGUCGCAAACCUCCAUCGAAGAUACCAAAUGACUCAAAACUACAAGUUAUUACAUUCAACAAAUGUAAAUUUACUUCAUCUUACAGACUAAUGAAAGCCAGAAAGGAAUGUAAUAUCCUGAAAGAUAGCAAUUUUAGGAAGUGUCAUAAGUAUGUCAAUCCCGUACCAUAUUAUAAAAUGUGCUUACAGGACAGUUGCUCUUGCAGCUAUAACGAACCGUGUUAUUGUGAUUCUAUAACCGAUUACGCAUUGGAAUGUCGCCAUAGUAAUGUUUCCAUCAAACAUUGGACCCUUCAAACAAAGUGUGCUUUUAGAUGCGACGGAGGAAUGGUUUACGACGAUUGCGGUCCUCUCUGUCACGAAACAUGCGAUCCGAUGGGAAUGGCUCGUUUAUGCAGAAAUGAAAUCUGUGUUCCUGGUUGUUAUUGCCCCGCUGGGAAGAUCCUUUACAAUGGAAGAUGCAUAUUAAAAACAGAAUGUCCCUAUCCAAAUUGAGAUAUUCUGUAGUGGAAGAAAAGACUAUUUUUAUUGCUUAAUCAAAAUAUUGAUUUGUCAACGAAAAAAAAAUGUUGUAUAUUGAUAUAAUGUGAGUUAUUACAUAACGUUAAAAAUAUUGUUAGUGAAUUGACGAUUAAAUUUUUUAAACUUAAA
This is a messenger RNA of Centruroides sculpturatus (bark scorpion), 7219 nucleotides long. Its product is annotated as sushi, von Willebrand factor type A, EGF and pentraxin domain-containing protein 1-like. Gene Ontology annotation, molecular function: Notch binding; calcium ion binding. Bases 2 to 7063 code for a protein of 2353 amino acids. The record is from RefSeq and is a predicted model, not a curated record. NCBI's taxonomy places the organism in Eukaryota, Metazoa, Arthropoda, Arachnida, Scorpiones, Buthidae. Gene Ontology annotation, biological process: Notch signaling pathway. The transcript is spliced from 34 exons.